Molecule: messenger RNA, 449 nt
Organism: Ilex paraguariensis (yerba mate)
Lineage: Eukaryota; Viridiplantae; Streptophyta; Magnoliopsida; Aquifoliales; Aquifoliaceae
Source: the annotation of a GenBank genome assembly
CCAACCCACCUGCAAACAUGCAAAGCUUCUCUCUCAGGCGAGUCCCUUCCCCAAAUAUCCGGACAAGCAACGGCGCAAUACACAGGCGGCUCCUGCUCUUGGUCCAAUCCUUCCAUCAAAUCUCUCUCUCAAGACUCUAGUCUCUACAGAUAUAUCACACAGGCCACAACUAUGAGGAUCAGGAAACUUUUUCCACCAUCUUCUCUCUCUUCAGUCCCUGACUUAGAUGGACUAAACCUUCUUCCAUUUGAGUUCGUUGCCUUGGAAGCAUGCCUUGAGGCUGCUUGUAGUUCCUUGCAUAAUGAAUUGAGGACAUUGGAGCAAGAAGCUCAUCCAGCAUUAGACAAGCUGACUUCCAAAAGGUUUAAUUCUGGACGUGUUCAACAGUUCAAAAGGUUUCCUUCAUUAAGCUUGGAUGUGCCUUGAGAGGUCAUGAUGAAUCUGUAAUG